UUGUACAUAUUGUGGCGUAUGUAGCGCGUUAGUUUCCAUGCUGGAGGUGGGAGCGAAGAGUCUGAUGGAAGUUGGCUCCUGCCGGCUUCGGAGGGUUGAACUUCUGGGGAGUGGGAAGUGUGUCGGGGAGACGUCCUGUGUAUGUGUGUGUGUGUGGAGGGGGGUAUGGUAUAUUCUGAGCUUAUCUCCGUGUGCGUGUCUCUGGGGCUGACGGGCAUUUCCUCCUGCUGUAACCACACGGCGUGAACACCGUCUCCCUUCUGUCUAGGACCUGACACAUGCGUUGUGUUGCUGUUUUAACGUGGCUGCUCAUAGCGCUUAGGACUCCUGUCCUUUCAAGAAAAAGUACUUGCUCUGCAGCUUUCCUUUACCUUUUGGGUGUAUGCCUUGAUGAGAUUCAAGAUUCACUACUUAAUUAUAAUAGCUCAUGUAUACGAAGGGGGGGGGGGCGAUUAGUCGGAGAUUUCCCUGCCGAUUAAUAGCACUGCAACAUGUAGCUUGAUCGUACUGUAGUUGAUUGGUGCAGGAAUAUUGUGUCCUGCCUCUUUAAAUCCUGAAACGCGUGGAGUUUAAAUAAAUUGGCUAGAAAGCUUUUGCUACCCACCCCUCGCCCCCACUGAGGAGUCUGUAUUCAGCAAGUGCCCGUGUGGGAGCUUAGAGAGCAGGCAGCCUGAAAGGAGCCGGAAAUAUGUUACAUUGAUGUUUGGCAUAGCUGCAGUCAAGUUAAAGAGAGAGCUUGAUGCCACUGCAACGGUAUUGGCUAACCGACAAGAUGAAAGUGAGCAGUCUAGAAAAAAGCUUAUUGAGCAAAGUCGUGAGUUCAAGAAAAACACUCCAGAGGACCUGCGCAAACAGGUAGCUCCAUUAUUGAAGAGUUUCCAGGGGGAGAUUGAUGCAUUAGGUAAAAGAAGCAAAGAAGCAGAGGCAGCCUUCUUGAAUGUCUAUAAGAGAUUAAUUGAUGUUCCAGAUCCAGUUCCAGCUCUGGAUCUAGGACAGCAGCUUCAGCUGAAAGUCCAGCGAAUGCAUGAUAUUGAAACAGAGAACCAGAAACUUAGGGAAACUCUAGAGGAAUACAACAAGGAAUUUGCUGAAGUGAAAAAUCAAGAGGUUACAAUAAAAGCGCUUAAAGAGAAAAUCAGAGAAUAUGAACAGACCCUGAAGAACCAAGCAGAGAAUAUAGCUCUUGAAAAAGAACAAAAAUUACAAAAUGACUUUGCAGAGAAGGAGAGAAAGUUGCAAGAAACACAGAUGUCGACAGCCUCGAAGCUGGAGGAGGCCGAACACAAAGUUCAAGCUUUACAAACAGCCUUGGAAAAAACUCGGACAGAAUUAUUUGACCUGAAAACAAAAUAUGAUGAAGAAACUACUGCCAAGGCUGAUGAAAUUGAGAUGAUCAUGACGGACCUCGAAAGAGCAAAUCAGAGGGCAGAGGUGGCUCAGAGAGAGGCAGAAACCUUAAGGGAGCAGCUCUCGUCAGCUAACAAAUCUCUCCAACUUGCUACACAGAUCCAGAAGGCACCUGAUGUGGAGCAGGCCAUAGAGGUGCUGACGCGAUCUAGCUUGGAGGUGGAACUGGCUGCAAAAGAACGUGAAAUUGCCCAGCUCGUAGAAGAUGUCCAGAGACUCCAAGGCAGCCUCACCAAACUUCGUGAGAACUCCACCAGCCAGAUAUCACAGCUGGAGCAGCAGCUGACUGCCAAGAACAGCACACUUAAACAACUGGAAGAAAAACUGAAAACACAGGCUGACUAUGAAGAGGUUAAGAAAGAAUUAAAUAUACUGAAGUCCAUGGAAUUUGCACCCUCUGAGGGCUCUGGUGCACAGGAUGCAUCCAAACCACUGGAGGUGUUGCUGCUGGAGAAAAAUCGCUCGUUGCAGUCUGAGAACGCCACACUGCGUAUCACUAAUAGUGACCUGAGCGGGUCAGCCAGGAGAAAAGGGAAAGACCAGCCUGAGAGUCAGCGUCCUGCAACCUUGCCGGCCUCCCCUUCUUCUCAGUUGCUCCGCAACACAGGGGAGCAGGCUUCCAAUACUAAUGGUACACACCAGUUCUCACCAACGGGUUUAAGUCAAGACUUUUUCAGCUCAUCCUUGGCAAGCCCCAGCUUACCCCUGGCCUCCACAGGAAAAUUUGCACUAAACUCUCUCCUCCAGCGACAGCUAAUGCAGUCCUUCUACUCCAAGGCAAUGCAGGAAGCAGGAAGCACAAGCAUGAUUUUUUCAACAGGUCCUUACAGCACAAACUCCAUAUCUUCCCAAAGUCCUUUACAACAAAGUCCGGAUGUUAAUGGCAUGGCCCCAUCUCCCAGCCAGUCAGAAAGCGCUGGGAGCAUCUCUGAAGGCGAGGAGAUAGACACAGCAGAAAUUGCACGUCAGGUGAAAGAGCAAUUGAUCAAGCACAAUAUUGGACAGCGGAUAUUUGGACAUUAUGUCUUGGGACUGUCACAAGGGUCUGUGAGUGAGAUACUAGCCCGGCCAAAGCCAUGGAAUAAACUGACUGUGAGAGGCAAGGAGCCAUUUCACAAGAUGAAGCAGUUCCUCUCAGAUGAGCAGAACAUCCUGGCACUACGCAGCAUCCAGGGUAGACAAAGAGAGAAUCCAGGCCAGAACCUGAACAGACUAUUUCAGGAAGUACCGAAACGAAGAAAUGGGUCUGAAGGUAACAUCACCACAAGAAUCCGAACCACAGAGACUGGCUCUGAGGAAGCCAUCAAAUCCAUUCUAGAACAAGCCAAAAGGGAGCUGCAAGUACAGAAAACAGCUGAGCCGGCUCAGCCACCUUCUGCAUCUAGCAGUGGCAAUUCUGAUGAGGCCAUUCGAUCCAUUCUGCAACAAGCCCGACGUGAAAUGGAAGCACAGCAGGCUGCCCUUGAACCUGCCUUAAAAACAACACCUUUGUCUCAAGCAGACAUUUCCAUCUUGUCCCCAAAACUAAUAUCUACACCUGCAAUGUCUUCAGUUUCCAGUUAUUCUCCAUUGGCCUUGUCGCUGAAGAAACAUUCAACUGUCAUGGAUUCUAAUAUAUCUGCAUUGCAGAAUCUCUCUGGGCUAAAAAAGGAGCACCAGGAAACACCAGUUUUAGAGCUUCAUGGAAUAACUGAUUCUGCACAGGGUGUGAUGAGGCAUGUUAAAAAUGAAUUGGGACGUGGUGGUGUUUGGAAGGACCAUUGGUGGAACACUGUUCAGCAUGACAGAAGAAAUACCACUCUUUCUGAAGAUGCAAAGGUCGAGGAAGCCAGCAGUGGAAAAGAAAAGGUCAGCAACCAGACAAGGUCAGAUCGUAGCCAACUCCAAGGACCAUCCUCUUCAGAAUACUGGAAGGAGUGGCCAAAUGCUGAAUCUCCAUAUUCCCAGAGCUCUGAAUUGAGCAUGACUGGGGCAAGCCGCAGUGAGACACCACAAAAUAGCCCCCUUCCUUCCUCUCCUAUUGUACCUAUAUCAAAGCCAUCCAAACCCUCAGUUCCUCCAUUGACACCUGAGCAGUAUGAGAUUUACAUGUACCAGGAAGUGGAUACAAUAGAGCUAACUCGUCAGGUCAAAGAAAAGCUAGCAAAGAAUGGCAUCUGCCAAAGGAUCUUUGGGGAAAAGGUGUUGGGCCUGUCCCAAGGGAGUGUCAGUGACAUGCUCUCCAGGCCAAAGCCAUGGAGUAAAUUGACGCAGAAAGGCCGAGAACCAUUUAUUCGUAUGCAGCUCUGGUUGAAUGGGGAACUGGGACAGUGUGUCCUGCCUGCACAAGGGCAGCAACAAGGACAAGUCCUCCACUCAGUGACAUCACUGCAGGAUUCCCUACAGCAGGGAUGUGCAAGCUCAGAAAGCACUCCAAAGACCUCUGCCAGUUGCAGUCCUGCUCCUGAGUCUCCCAUGAGUUCCAGUGAAUCAGUAAAGAGUCUGACUGAAUUGGUACAGCAACCCUGUCCUGCUAUAGAGACAAGUAAAGAUGGCAAACCACAAGAAUCAAGUGAGCCACCUGUUUCUGAAUCCCAGUCGACAACACCUUUGCCUCUCUCGGGCCAUUCAGCACUUAGCAUUCAAGAACUGGUUGCUGUCUCUCCUGAAUUGGACACAUAUGGCAUUACGAAGAGGGUUAAAGAGGUGUUAACAGACAACAACCUUGUGUGGCUGACAAGCCUAAAAAGCAGCAGAAGAGCCAGGAAAUGUGCCCCAAACUCUGCAUUAGGUCAGCGUUUGUUUGGGGAGACAAUCCUAGGGCUAACGCAAGGCUCGGUCUCAGACCUUCUGGCUCGCCCAAAGCCCUGGCACAAAUUGAGUUUGAAGGGACGGGAGCCCUUUGUCCGCAUGCAGCUGUGGCUAAAUGAUCCCAACAAUGUGGAGAAAUUGAUGGAUAUGAAGCGAAUGGAGAAAAAAGCCUACAUGAAACGACGGCACAGCUCAGUUAGUGAUAGUCAACCUUGUGAGCCCUCUUCAGUUGGAAUAGACUAUAGCCAGGGAGCCAGCCCACAGCCACAGCAUCAGCUAAAGAAACCACGAGUAGUGUUGGCACCAGAAGAGAAAGAAGCUCUAAAACGAGCAUAUCAGCAAAAGCCAUACCCAUCGCCAAAAACCAUUGAGGAACUCGCUACACAACUCAACUUGAAAACCAGCACAGUGAUCAACUGGUUCCACAAUUACAGAUCUCGCAUCCGUCGAGAGCUGUUCAUUGAAGAAAUCCAAGCAGGAAGCCAGAGCCAGGCUGGGUCAAGUGACUCUCCUUCAGCCAGAAGCAGCAGGGCAGUUCACAGCUCUGAGGGAGACAGUUGUGAUGGUGUGGACACAGAAGGCCCACCUGAAGGAAAGCAAAGUGGUCUGGAGGCGGACGAGUACAGCAAUGCAACCACAAAGUCUCAGGGAGGGCAAGCAGAGUCAGCUUUUGAAGCGGGGGAAGAGGUACCACAAGAUGUCAGAUCGUCAGAGAAAACAGAGUCAUUCCAUUUGGGAAUGGAGAGUUUGGAGGAUACUGAUGAUGAGGGUAGGCUCAAAGCACCACGUCAGAGUUCUCCACCAGGGUCUCAAAGUUCAGGAGAAACUCUGGAGACAAUGCCAAACUCUGCUACAGAAGAGGAUGCCUCUACCUCAGCUGCCUCCACCUCAGUCCUUACAGGGGAGAGCUCCUUCAAGUCAAAAGAAAGUUCAGAGAAAAUGUUGAGUGUGCCAAGUACAAGUUCCACAUUGGCUGCAGGCUCACAGAAAGCCAACUCUAUUCAGAGUUUAUUCAGCUUUUCCGAGGCAGCAAGCUCCAAGAACACGCGGGACAACACCUUGAGGAAAAAGAAAGCAGCAAACUUGAACAACAUAAUACACCGUUUAGAGAAGGCCGCUAGUCGAGAAGAGCCCGUCGAAUGGGAGUUUUGAGAUUAAACUCACCCAACUCUAGAGAGCUGGGAAAGUUAAACUGGACCUCUACUGGUUUUAUUGUGUUGCGCACUUACCGCCCUGCAGGCCACAGGGCAAAAACGCCAUAGGCCAAGGUGCAUAUAGAAAACAAAAGGAGCGUUAAGCCCAAUUUAUGUUUGUGUUUUCAAGGAAGAAAACUGAAAUGUGUGGUCAAGCUUUUUUGUACCCUGAAGUGUUUUUAUUAAUGCCCUAAGUGAUUUCCACAAUUUCUGGAAUAACUCAUACAGCUUUGCCUUGUGCCCUCCUCUUUGGUGUGGGCUUUAAAAAAACAAAAACAUAAAAAAAAAAUCAAACCCACAUAUUUAAAGGGGGCUUUUUAUCUGCCAUCUAAUGGCUACAGAGCGAUAAUACACUAUUAUCUUCUUAAACCAGGAAAAAAGGGGAGAUUUUUCAAAAAGGAAAAAUAAAAAGUUUUUUGUAGCUGUUCAGUUGCCACUAAGAGAUUGCACAGUCAACCGACUCUAAACACACUAGUUUGGAUUCCUAAAUAUUUUCAAGAAAAGAAAAGAAUCGUGUUGUUUGAAACUUUGAAUUAAAAAAAAACACAUUUACUCCACAUAUUUUUUAACAAAACAAAAAAAGUCACAUCAGGAAAAUAUCUUAAUUUGUGGUAGCUGACUUAGUGUUUUCUUGUAAGUGAAAUAGAAUAUUGACACGUAGUGCACAUUGUUUCAUAGCUUUAACUGAUUCUGGUCUUUUGCAGACCAGAAUUUGUUUAAUACACUCCAUUUUAGGCCAAAUCAGGACAAAAAAAAUCUGAAUCUAGGUAUUUUAUAAUCUGCUUUUUAACCUCUAACCACAGAGCACGCUGAUCAGACCUCAUAUCCAGGAGGUUUAGGAGACAACUUAGAAUAGCAUGUACUUGAUCAUUUCAUUUGAAUUGUAGUAUAUCUAGUACCUUUUUGUUUAAGAAAGAGAAAUGAAAAAAGUUGGCCAGUAACAUUUCAGCCUGCAGCUCUGGGGACAUAUUUUACAACCUGAAGCAUUCAGCUAACCUGAAAUCAGUUAAAGUUUCAUUUACAUGUGUAACUGAUAACACACACCACUAAGAAGGAAUUGGGGCCUGCCUCAGAUGAAGAGAUUACUGACUCUCUUCCCACCAUAAGCACUGAUUUAAAUGUUUUAGUUUGUGGGAAGUUUAUUUUUGUGUAGAAAAAGAAUACAUUGCAGGUAUCAGAUGGGCUGUGACCAAGAUGUAAAUAGCCCAAACUCCAAACCAAAAUAUUCAUGCUCUUGAAUCCCAGUCCAGACUAUUGGAAAUUUAGCCUCUUCAGAUUAUUUUAUGCACAGCAUAAAACUGAUCAAAGUACAAAUCAAAUUCUGACUUGUCUCUAACUCCUCCUGUUGUCUAUAUGUAUAUGCGUGAGCAUAGAGGUGUGUGGAAGGAUGUGUGUGCGUGAGUGUGUGCGUGCAAUUUUAUACGUCUGUGUAUUUUCUUACGUACUUGUGCACACAUAGAGUGCAUUACUGCCACCUUUUUUCAAUAAGCUGUUUUAUCAGUUAUGGCUUCUACAAGUUUGCUAAUUUAGACUCCUUUAUUGCCAUAUCUUUAAAACUAACAAUAGAUGAUUUCGGUAUAUAUAUAUAUAUUUUUUUUUGCUUAUUUAUAGGUGCUGUAUUUUAUUAUCUGAUUGUUAGGAAGGGAUGAAAGGGGGCAAAUAUUCUUUAGAGGGAUAGACUGCCGGCAGUAUUGGGUAUAAUUUACAAGAUGUAGUUGUCAUACUGUAUAUUAUUGAUUGAAGACUUUUUGACCGUAUUGUGUAUCAUUGAAACCUUUGUCUUAGGUCAGCAUCUUUUGAUGACACUUUAAUGGUGCAUUCAUUACUUCUUAAGUUUAAUUAAUAUUACUUUUUUGAUUUUGGGGGGGUGGGGAGAGGAGUUCCAAUUUUAAAGGUAUGCUCCCAAUAUUACACCUCAGUGUGCUUGUAUUAAUUAACUAGUAGGACUUUGACUGUACGAUGUGAACCCACAUUUCUUGCAUGAUGUUUUAGAAAUGAUGUAUUUCAUUUACAGUCUCAAUGUGCAACAGCAGCACUUAGUUCAGGUUUUCACAAAUUAAGCGUCACUACACUAUUAGCCUUUUCAUGAAUACGAAAAGAAGGCUCUAGGAGGCUGAAAGGCAGAGAUUUAUUUACCUGUUUUUACUGUUACAGUCGUUUCAAAUUACCUGCUUGGGUAACCAGAGACUUAGCUUGUGGUGCACGACUCAAAUUUGAUAAACAGAGACAGCAACUAGCCCUUUCUGUGGUGAGCUGAAGAGAAAAUUUGGAACAUGUGAUCACACCAUCUAGAAUCACUGUGACUUCUACUUAUAGGGACAUAACGUUUGGCUGAGAAAACUUCCAGCAAACGACAUGGUAAAUCAAAACAUUACCAUUAGAAAUCUUCUCUUCACCGCAGUGUCUCCUUAAAAGCAAAUGUUUUGAUUUGGUUUAUAAAACACAUCUCCAUUCAUGAAUGUGUGUCCCAUUCAAAUAUAUGUACCUGAUCAUGAGUAACAACAAAAUAUAAACCUAUUUAGUUCAGCCAAGAGACAGAACUUUUAAUUAGACAAAUCCAGAUACUGUCUUACAUUCUAAAUCCGUUUUCUUUGUUUACUUUAGAACAAUAUAUUUGCCAUGCGUUGCCACCCUCUAUUUCUAUCAGGUUGAGAUCUGGGUGCUUGAUGCAGUCAAGUGGUUAAAUUUUGCUUGCUUGUAGGUUGUUGUUUCCCUCCCCCCCCCCCUUUAUUAUUUUGCUUAAUUAAGGUCCCCAGACCUGUUGUUGAAUAAGUGUCUCUCUUUAUUGCAUUCAAUAAUGCUUACUGAGAGCUGUCACUGAAAGCAAAAUUUUAUUAACAGGAUGAACCCAAAUGCAGCAGUAAGGGUUAAUCUCUCUUCUUGAUAAGCAAUACUUAAGUGCCUUCAAAAGUAUCCAUUUUGUUCUUUCGUUAGUAGUUUUCAGGUUUCUGCUAAUUACAUUAGAGGAGCCAAACACUCAAAAGUGUCUGCUUAUUUUUGUUAAUGCUAUGUCAAUUUUCAAAAAGCAUAUUUGUAGCUCUCCUGUAGAGGAUGUGUUUCCUUUAUAACACUAACAGUUAAUUGUAAACUCCAUUAUACCACUUACAAUGCAUAGAAUUUUGUUGAAUGAAGACAGCAUUCAUAAUUCAUAAAUCACCCCAUUCUGCCAAGGGUUGUCAUCAGUAUUUAUUAUAAAAUUAGUCAGAUAAAAUGCUCUUGGUAUUCCCUAUAUUUUGGCACUUUAUUAAUGCGUUAGUUCCUUUUGUCAUUUCAUGCAUAAUAUCAUAGGUAGAAAGUACGUAAAACUAUUAGAAUGCCAUUGGGAUAACUCCAGACUUCCAGUUAGGAAUCACGUUACAAUUCUUUGACAGAUAUCUUACCUUACUCUCCUGUUUGGAGAUUUUUUCCUUACUAGUUUUCCAAAUUGGCAAGACCUCCCGGGUUGAAAAAGGGUUAAAUUGCAUCUGUGGUGAAUGAUUUUUAGCUAUAUUUCUUCAUGGUAAUGAAGUCUGUUGUUUAAAAUUAAUGUUGUUAAAAAUUAGUAUUACACUCCUAGUCUUCAUUACUUGAUAAAGAGCUACUGGAGAAGUAAUGUACAAAGAGUUGGACUCUUCAAUGCUUUCCAGUCAUUGAUUAGUUGAGAGUAACAAAGGUGAAAGGCUGUAUAAGGUGCCACAUGUUCAACAUGUGGGGCUGUUCUCUAUGCACAGUUGUAUUAUAGAGUUAAGAAGACUGAAAAUGGAGCACUUGCGGAAGGCAUGCUGUUCAGUACUUUUCCAGAUAGAUAAAAGCGCAUAUAGGUCUCUAGCAUUACAGGUUUUCUGCAGACUGUUUCCCAUUUUAUGUUCUUUAAAAGCAUUUUUUAAAAACCCUUGUUUCUGUUUAUAGUUCAGACUUUGUCUAAAGCAAUGGAGGGAUAGGCCUCAGGCUGUUUUAACAAAUAUUUUUAUACUGAUGGUAAAAUUCUGUCAUUUUUAUCUCUGGAUGGGUAGUGCAAAAAGGAGAGGACAAUAUUGAGAUUUAACUAAGUGUGAUGGUCUCUUUUAUUAUUGUGUUAAUGGAGAGCGGAUGAAGCAUGCCUGUUGAUUAUAAUUGUUCCAUUUUUAUAAAUAUGAUUUUCUUUAUCCGUGGAAUCACAAGAUUUUCUUACUGAUAACAAAAGAAAAAGGGUUUUGUUAAAGUAGCUAUUGAAUGCCAUGGAACUUGAUCAUUUGAGUUUAGCUUGCACUCCUGCAAAAUUUAUAAAUACUCUUUGUGGGUAGAGACACUCCUUAAAGGAGCCUUGCAUUGGUGUGCUCUGUCCAUAUCAUCUGUCCACGAGCCGUUCAAUAAUAAACAGCUUUAUUAGAAUAAGAUAUCUCUAAAAGUAAAAAUCGUAUGCCUUUCUCAUUAGGUAAGAGGUUUUUGCAUUCAUUUUUAACAUAACUUUCAUGUGGGGAAGCUACAGAGAAGGGGUUAAUGAACACUACAGAAUUCUAUGCAAUAUUCUCUAGUCAUUUUAAAAUAUUACCAUUUUGCAAUCUUUUAAAAGUGAAAACAGUGAUCUAGAGGGAAAGUGUGUCAUCUCAGUGUUAGCUCAAAGUGAAAUUAUAAUGCUGAUUAAUUUAAAUAAAUUAGAGUUAGGGGAAAAUCUGACAGAAUAAUGUGAUAAAUAUGAUAAAAAAGGUUGCAGUCCCCACUAGCAAUGCUGCAAUCCAGGGUCUGUCAGAGUUUCCAUCUUAAAAUCCCUAAUUUCAAGGGUUUUAGAACUCUGCUGUAAAAUGAAAAAAAUUGCUCUUGGCAGGAACUUGGUAGUUUAGAAAUGGAAAAACAUUUUGACCAUAUUUAAAUUAUAAAAAUACCAAAAAAAGUAAUUGGUUUCAGAUGCAUUUUUGCACUUAAAUCCAAAACAGCUUCCUUAUUUAAACUGAAAUGUCAUUAGUAAUAUGGACUAAUGCCUUUAGCAGGGUUGCUAAGAAAUCAACAGUGUUAUGUAGCAAAGUGAUUCAUUGUAAAUACAAUAAAUAAAUAUAUUCAUAAAGAUUUUUGACAUGCAGAUGGAGGGUCCAUUUGUUUCUUCGCUUUCCUUUUAAGCAAGUGAGUUCUUUAAAUCAUCUCUCUUGCUUAUAUUACAGCCCAUGUAUACUGGGUUUUAAAAUCACUCCCUAUACUUGAGUUCCAUAGGUUCUAAUUGUGAGGAUUUCAUGGACAUCAUAAGAAAGAUAUGGAGAGAGGAAGAAAAGGUGUCACUUGGUCUAAGGCCUGAUCUUAUGUCCAUUGAAAUCAAUGGAAAGUCUUUCCUUUGACUUCAGUGAGUAUUUGUUCAGCCCCUAACAAGACAGGCUGCUUAUAUCUGAUCUUCCACAGUUUAACUUAUACAGACAUAACAAGUGUAAAACACAGUAUUCAGUUUAAUUUACUAUUAUGCUAGGCCUUCCAGUCUCCAUGGCACUUUCUGUGGUCCCUCUAGCCAAGCACUAACAUGUCUUCCUCCAUGUCAUACAUACAAUCAAACAGUUUUAAAUGAAAGAGCCUGUAAAAAUUCUGUAUAAUACAAGAUUUUCAAAAAGUACCAAACAACUUAAAAUAUAACUCCAAAUUACUUUAAAUAAUGAAAAUAAACAUUAGCGUGGGAGAGCUGGGUUCCAUUCUUGGCUCUGUCAUUGGGGUGACCUUGGCCAAGUCACUGCCUCUCUGUGCCUCAGUUUCCCCAUCAGUAAAAAGGGGAUAGUGAUACUGACCUCUUUUGUAAAGUGCUUUGAGAUCUAUGGAUGAAAAGCGCUAUAUGAGAGUUUGGUAUGUAUUAUUAAUCAAAAAUCAUUUUAUUUUCCUCCCCUAUUCAUUUUUAUGGCUUUAAUAAAGUAGAUAUGUAACAAUAGACUUUAAGAAAAAUAAGUCCAUUGUUACCAUGUGUAUCCAGAUACUUACUAUUAUGGCUUUUAUCACCCCAGUAUCUGAGCUGCUAAAUUUUGUGUGUAAUGCAAUAUGCCAUAUCCGAUUAAUGUACAAUGAUUAAAAGACCCUCCUUUGGGGAGAGUCAGCUAUAGGCCCCUGCAGUCCUUAAAAACCCAGUUAAGCCCUGAAAAUAUAUCUUAAGUGGUGCUUUGGUUUUGUGAUGGCCCUCAGACAGGGAUGAAUUUCACCCUGAUAGAGCUGUUCUUUGGCAUAUGUGAAAUGAAUUAUUUGGUCUCAGGUCAGUUCCUCGUGGAGAAGUGUUCAUGUCACAAAAAUUAACCACACAACUUUUUACUAAUUGUUACCCUUAUUAGCAUCCUUUGUAAAGGCCAGGAAUUGAUUGGCCGUGGAGACUAAACACCCUUCUCGCCUCUUCUAUGUCAGGCCCAGGCAUGCUGACGGAGAGGGGGGAAGCAUGCACUGCUGUACCUGUUGUGUGGAUAAAAAAUGGACUUGAGUGACCAGCGUUGUCAAUUCAUCACCAUUCAUGAGCUUGUUCAGGCACAAAAAUGUGUAGAAGGAAGAAUGUCCACUUAAAAAUUAUACUGGGAUUAUUUAAUCUCUUAUUUUUUGACAGAUGUAUGCCAAAGGACAAGUUUUGCCAUCAAACAAGCACGCAACUCCCAUUGACUUCAGUGGAAAUCAUGCACAAGAGCACAAUCUAGAGCUCUUUCUAGAUUCUUUCUAUUACUAAAUCUGGUGACUUUGCUGUAUCACUUCAGUUUCUCUAUUAAACUGAAACAAUCAGAUGAGCCCUGACCAGAUAAAAGUUAAAUGACAAACAGUCAUAUUAGGAAACUACCAUAAAUACUAACUGCCGCCCCACUUCCCCCAAUCCAUCCAUUAGAGGCAUAUCUAUGGCUGUUCAUUUUAUUUUUGGAGAUAUUCGUACUACCAAGUAAAGUACUCACCCAAAGAUCCAUGGAAAGUGGAGAAGAAUCCCAGGAAUUUCCUGAAGUAGUGGUGACAGGAGUUCUUUGCAUAGUUACUGUGUAAUUUUGUGGUAAUGUUUGUAACAGCACAAUCUUUCUAUUGGUAACAAUAAUACUAUGUUAAUUGUGUUAUCACCUUCUAGCUGUGCGGGUCAAUAAUAUGCAUUUUUUAAAGUUUUUAAACACGUAUACUUACACUAUUCCUGUUUGGAAAAGUUCCUAAAUAUGUAGCAUAUUUACAAUAUAGGCCUUAGUGGCUCAGUAAGGAAUUGCUACAGUCUAUCAGGUAAAUUAUAUGCGUUGGGGCAUGGGUGGAUGGCAGGUUUAAAAAUGUUAUUUACAUGCUAAUAUGUAUAUUAAUGCAUAGAGUGCCAUUUUCCCACUUGCUAGGCAAAAUCCACGUUGCAAGAAAGUGACUGCAGGCUUCUGAGGGAUCAGAUUGUUUGAACAUGCAGGUUUAAUUAACAUGAAGAGAAAAAUUCACAUUUAGAAUACAUAAAAAUAAUUUCAAGGGUCUGACUGAAAUGUACAAAAGCUAGAUAAUUUAGAACUAAGGAUGAAAUCACAGCCUAAACUCACCCUGUAACUGUAUAAAUAGGUUUUGCUCUGAUAUGGCUAUCAGGAACCUCAAGCACUAAGCACUCUUACAAGUACGAUAUGAGCAGCUAAGUCUACAUACAGGAUGGUCAGUUAAAGGGAGCAGCAUUCCAAUCCUUUAAAAAAAAUAUUUUUAUUUUGCAAACUCUGUAUAUUGGUAGGUUUUAAAAAAGGAAGAAUUUUUCAGUAAAUUAAACCAAGUGACAAAUCAAAACCAGCAAUUCAUCUCUGGUGCCCCUGCAUGCUGAAAAUUCUACUUCUGAGGUGUAUAUAACUGAAAUUGCAUAUUGUGAGUUCCUCUCAGAGGACUUUGUUUACUUUGGAGGACUAAGCAUUUAACUGGCUUUAUAAAUCCAAUCCUACAUAUGUGGAACUAAAAAAAAUAUAUCUAGGUGUGUUAUAAGAUUGGUACUCAGUCAAGGUUCACUCUGCAUUUCUCUGGCUUUUGUUAGUUUCCAUUAGACCCUUACUACUAUUUUAAUGUAUUAUUUGUGUGUAAAUUAAUUAGCUUUAAAAAAAAGUGUUUCCAAAGCACCUAGUUACCUCUGAAUGCUAGUAUAGUAUAUACAGUAAGUGUUCUAGAUAAACUAGCUUAAAGGAGGGCAGGUGAAGAAUAAGCAACACACCUAUAUUGUGCUGUUGGGUGGGUUUUGUCUCUCUCCACUUUCCCCUCCAUAAGAGGCUUCCAUUCCUUUUUCAUCCUCCUCAGGAAUGAAGAAGUUCACAGAUUUCCUGUUUGUUUGUUCUUUGCGGGUGGCAGGGGGCGGGAGGGGAGGUUUUUUGAUUAUUUUGAAAUGUUUUUAGUUUAAGCAAUAUUAUUACACAAUUUCCUAGAAGUGUUUAGCCUAUACUUCUUUCAUAAAAUUACUAUUUAUCAAACUUUCUGUAAUCAGAAAGAUAAGGUGCCUUAUCUUCUCAUCUCUUCAUUGAGAAUAAUCUAAAGCACAGUGAUCUAGAUUUCAGCAUACACAAGAGCCUACUUUUUAUUUCAGAAAAAAAGACCAAUCAAGGUGUAUUUCAAUAGCCCAGGGUUACUAAUCCCUUUGAUAAAGAGCACUUAAUACUACUGUGCAUUUAAAACUUUGUGCAAUAGAAGUUCUAGUUUUAUAUUUAGGAGCUAACACACUGUACACCCAAUGUAGGCAAAUGUAAGCUCUAAUCUAGGAGGAUUCAGGUGACUGAAGAGUAUAUUCACACUGGUUAUAUUUGCAUGAUGACAUUUUGGAAUAAAUAGUCCACCAUUGUGCAACAAUCUCUGAAAAAACAUACUAAUGGGUCUCUCAGUGAGCAUUUAAAAAACUUGAUUGGUCAAGCACCCAUGUGAUCUCCAGUUAUGGCUAACUUUCACCAUGUUCUUACAUAACUUUAAAAUAAGCACUUACGUGUUCAUUUCAACUUCCUGAGCCAUGUCAUCUUCAACUGGUGAUACACCGUAAGGUCAUUCCAGUCUAACUGGGACUUGUGAAGAAUAGGGUUUUUUUCCUCUACAUCACACUCCUACCUCCUCAGUCCAUACUAGCACUUGUUUAUUUCUAAAACUCACUCUUUACACAGCAACAUACGUCUAAUUAUACAAAAAAAUUUAUCAUUAGAACAAAACAAAAUUCUGGUCUUUCCUAUUUAUAGUGAGAUUACUUUAAAAUGCCUUUCAGAGAUUUUUACAUAAACACAACAGAAGUAUACAUAUCACUUCUUAUUGCUUAAACGGACAUAGAUGGUCCAGCAUACCAAACUCAUUCUAUUCUGUUCUAUUUAGAAGAAUUGGCCUGCUCUGGGAAUUGGAUGGGUUGGCAUGUACUUGACUGAUUAAUACCCAUAUCAGUAUGUUGUGUUUUCUGGAGCAAUCCACUUAAAAAGGACUCUGUGUAAAUGUCUACUAAAUAUUUGUAUUUAAAUGUUAAAAACCAUUUAGUAUUGAGAUUAAAAAGACUCAGUAGUGAGGGAAGAGACUCCGAUAUAAAGAGAGACAAAAAAUACCCUAAGCCUCCUAGAGCCUCUGUUAAGAUUUCAUGAAGAUGCAAUAUCCCUUUGUCAAGGUACAUUGCAAUCUGCUCAAGAGUAUUACUUUAAAACAAGAGAGACUGGUUUCCUAUGAUGUUCAUCUUUGUUGGCAUAUGUUUUAAUUUCUGAAUUCAUAACUAUUUUUUCUUACAUAUAAAGUUGGUCAAAACAAUCUUGUGUAGCAACAACUUUUCCUGGUAUGAAAUAUGAAAAUACUAGUUGUAAAUUUAUAUCUGUGCUGGAGGAGUUGUUUGGUUUCCUUGCAAUGUAGAAACACAUUAAGACAAGCAUUCUGUGGGUAGGUAACAGUUUGAGAGAGAGCUGCUUAAACAACAAUGGAAAUGUUGCUUUAGUAAUAGCCCUGUUUGUAUGAGGGAGGAAUGUGUCUGCUUGGGGGACAAUGUCAAGGGCCAUCAGUAAGCACUGAACCAGCACCGGCUCAGCAAAAAAGAGCCUUACAGAAGGCAAAGAUGUAAGGAGCUGCGAUUGUUGCAUGGCGCAUCACCUCCUCUGUGGAUUGGAAGCAAACUUGCACUUUGCCUUUUUUUUGAGGACAUCCCACUAAGAACAUCAGAUUAAUUUUUCAGAAAUAACAUUUUUCCCAAUGCCGUGACUUUCUCCUUCUGGUGUAGUUAGAGGGGGGAAAGGCCCUACAUUAAACUAUUAGGUAAUUUCUGCAAAAGGUUUUCAUUUCUAUCAGAAUAGUCUAUGCAUUUCUGUGUUGAAAGCCGUUUUCUGCUGUUCCUUUUAAGAAAACAGGCACUGUCUGUCCCACUCUCUGUAAAUGCUCCAAGAAUGUCAAGUGUGUGAAUUUGGACGUUAAAUCCAAAGUAAAUUAAGACUAACUUGUUUGGGAGUGGGGGUGCUUUUGUUUUUUAUAAUUGUUUCCCUCAUGUCCCUUUUCAUUUUUAUUAAGAAAUUAACUCUUUGCAUUUGUGCAAUAACUACUUGCCAUGAUAAUGGGCAGACUUUUGAAAUGAAUGCCCUGACUACUAACACAGCACAAGAUGAACUCAGACAGAUAAAGUGGUGUACUUUUUCCUGAGAACUUUUUUGUUUUUAAAUAAUAAGCUCAGUUUUACCCCCGUGUAUUGUGGUGUCUUACAUUUUUAGCAGUAUUUUAUAUUUUUUCUGUAACGCACUAAGUCUUAGACAUUUUAGAGCUUGUUUGUUAUGUUCACAAUCACAGAUUUUAAAAAAAAUCCUCACAAAGAACCAAUUGACCAAAAAAAAGUGUCAUUUUUUUUUUUUGUACAAGUAGCUUUGAGAAGCCCACGUUGUGUUGCUGUGACUCAUCUUUUGUAACAUUUUAUUUCUUGGUAUUUGUUUAAACAUAAAAGUAAAGGUUUAUAUGGCUGGCAGUAGCAGGGAAGUGCUCCCUCCGUCAGCGGAAUGGCAUUGUUUCUUCUGUCUUUGUUUGGUUAGCCAUAUAAUGUUUGUUCUCAGCACUGUACAACGGUCCCUAUAUGAUAUGGAGAAGCAAUAUCACUGUAUGAAACUCACAUGAUGUAUUAUUAUUAUUAUUCACUAGCACCCUAGGUGUGAUAAUUGAAGUAAAUAUCUUUUAUACAAACACAA
Molecule: messenger RNA, 16432 nt
Organism: Chrysemys picta bellii (western painted turtle)
Lineage: Eukaryota; Metazoa; Chordata; Testudines; Emydidae
Gene: CUX1
Product: cut like homeobox 1
Biological process (GO): regulation of transcription by RNA polymerase II; intra-Golgi vesicle-mediated transport
Cellular component (GO): nucleus; Golgi membrane
Molecular function (GO): RNA polymerase II transcription regulatory region sequence-specific DNA binding; DNA-binding transcription factor activity, RNA polymerase II-specific
Source: RefSeq, a predicted model, not a curated record